Molecule: messenger RNA, 1076 nt
Organism: Cyprinodon variegatus (sheepshead minnow)
Lineage: Eukaryota; Metazoa; Chordata; Actinopteri; Cyprinodontiformes; Cyprinodontidae
Product: sperm-associated antigen 16 protein-like
Exons: 3
Coding region: 21-656 (211 amino acids)
Source: RefSeq, a predicted model, not a curated record
AGUCCCCUGCCAGGAAUCAAAUGAAACAGCACGGCGAAUCACCCGAAGACAGAGAUGACAGCUUUAAAUAUGAGGAGAACUUUUUGAAAGACGAAAUAAAUCUUGUUAGAGAUGAAGAUGAGGAAAUUAUAACCACGCAGCACCGAGCAGAGGCCGAUCCGACCGUUAAGACGCUCCGUCCAACCCAGCAACAGCUGUCGAUGCUGGAUUUUUUUCGCCCUUUCCUUUCACAAAAUGAAAUGACGGCAACAAUGGAGUGUUUGGAAAAUGAAUGGGCAGAGCUGGUGCAGAAAGGAGAGUUGGAUGAUGAGCGGAUCGGCCCGAUCCCGGAAGUGUACACUGAGAUCCAGAGUUUGACCAGAGAGCUGAAAAAAGCUGUGCGGGAAAAGGAGGAGUACGUGCGGAUGGCGCGUGAAGCAGCUGGAGCCCUUCAGAGGGCGCGGAGAGCAAGAGAAGGCCAGCGGCUGCAGCACAGAAGGCUGGUCCAGGAGAACAACAAACUCACUGAAGACAUAGAAAGACUGAGAAUCAAAUGCGACGCUUCAAAGUCUGAAGUGGAGAGGAUGAGUGAGAAAUACAAGACUGCGUCAAAACAGACUGGGACCACUGAGAGAGGAAGUUUUGACAAACAGACUUCAGAGGGCCACUCAGAGUGACACAACCGGAGGGGAGAAGGCCAGCGCCACGUGUUUGAUCAGAUGGAAAUUUUACAGGAAGGGGUCUUCUGGCAUCAAGAAUGAGAAAUACAACAUUUGUUGUUGAAAAAUGUUGUAAUUUUCUUCACUUUGUUUUUAUCGUUAAUGCUAACCAUUUUAUCCAUGUAUGAUUUCUUAUUUUCCACCUGCUAAUAUAGUUAAUAAUAAAAGUGCUGAUACAAGUUAGGAGAAUAUUGCUUUUUACAGUUCUUGAGUCUAUAGAUUUAUCUAUGAUUACUACACAUGUUUCUAACUUAUUUUCUGCAUGCUAUUUAAUUUUUUCCUCUCUACUUUAACAACAUAAGUGUCCUUAGUGUUUUCUUGCUAUUUUUCAUAAACGUGUAAUUGAUUAAUUUCUCUCCUUUUAGUCUCUUGUUUUUC